Mercenaria mercenaria is the source of this 1591-nucleotide messenger RNA. Its product is annotated as acid sphingomyelinase-like phosphodiesterase 3a. Gene Ontology annotation, molecular function: hydrolase activity. The transcript has 6 exons. NCBI's taxonomy places the organism in Eukaryota, Metazoa, Mollusca, Bivalvia, Venerida, Veneridae. The record is from RefSeq and is a predicted model, not a curated record. The coding region runs from base 87 to 1439 and encodes 450 amino acids.
UGAUCUUGUCUUGCUUAUUGCCUGUUUACCUGUUACAGCGAAGUUGCCGCUGUAUCUCGGAGCUUGGAAUAUUUGAGAGAAAAAUUAUGUUGGGAUAUUUUAUUACUGUUAUAUACUUACUUACAACAGUAAAUCAAGGUUUAUGCGAUGAUGGUUAUUUCUGGCACGUGACAGACUUUCAUUAUGAUCCCACAUACGAAACAACUUCCCUAUCUUGUAAGGAAUCGAAGGUUGGGGACCAGAUUGGCACCUUUGGUGACAUGUGGUGUGAUUCUCCUUGGAUUCUUAUAGAAAGUUGCGUUCAAGCUAUGAAGAAAUUUAAACGGAACGUGGAUUUUGUCUUAUGGACUGGAGACACAAUUUUACAUGCAGACGUUGAAAAGAUAAACCAUACCUUUAAUGCAGUGAUUCUCGACAACACAACAGACGUUCUGAAAGCUGCAUUUCCUGAUAUUCCGGUUUAUGCUACAUUUGGUAAUCAUGAUGCGUAUCCAACUGGGCAGUUCCCACCAAACAACACAUUGCUGUACAACGAGUCGCUCGCUAGAUGGCGCUCCUGGAUCAAUGAUGAUACACAGGACGAGGACUUCAGAAAUGGUGGCUUCUACACAGUGAAAACCUCAUAUGGCAUCAGGAUAGUGGCUCUCAACACCAACUUUUACUACACCCCAAACAAAUUGGUGUCCCCCGAAGGUGACCCUGCAGGCCAGUUCGCUUGGCUGACUGAAACGCUUGGAAAUGCUACGGAUCAGAAUGAAAAGGUGAUCGUUACUGCCCAUAUUUCUCCCGGCGUUACACCGAAACCUGAUAUCCCAUUCUUUUCCGAUCAAAAUGACAAACUUGUAGAAAUACUGAGACAAUUUGCUGACAUUAUUGUUGCUAUGCAUUUUGGCCACGAACAUGCUGAUGCAUUCAAAGUAUUGAAAAACACUGCAGGUGUCCCGACUGCGCCACUUUUUCUCGCACCGUCGAUAGCGCCCCUACGAUUUGGUCCAAUGCACAACCCAGGUGUAAGGCUGGUGAAGUACGACCGAAUCACCGGCAAGCAUAUUGAUAUCUCCCAAUACUACCUUGACCUCAAUGCUGCCAACAGAGCUGGAGUGGCAGACUGGAAGCUUGAAUAUACGGCAUCAGAUGCAUACAACAUACAAGACCUAACAGCUUCAAGUCUCACCGCUUUAAUUGAUAGAAUGGAAGAUUCAGACAGUACCGAGUUUAAGACCUACAGGAAGUUUUACUAUGUGAGUCCGCCUGAAAAUCUUACCGAGGAUUGCGACUGGAAAUGCCAUGCUGUUAUAUUUUGUGGAUUUACAGAGUUCAACUUGGAUGAUGUCAAGAAAUGCGAAAAGAAGAUGGUGUCUGAGGCAAUACGAAUGACUAGCUGGAAAUAUUUGUACGGAUUCUUAGUCUUUGUACUUGUGACAUACAUACAUACGUAAAGCAUGAUAAGGAAAAAAUGUAUAAAACCAUGAUUUAUUUCAAAACGAUAUGAACUAUUAUGCUUUUAGGUGUCACAGUCUUGUGGUUCUACUAUCCAUGUAUCAUGUGAAUGUUAUGAAAACCAAGUUAUUUUAACAGUUACACAAAUGUA